AACAAGAAGAGAGAGAGAGAGGUAACAAGAGAUUAAGCAAAUACGAGUGUGUGGGUUUUGUUUUAAUCAUUGGCUUGUAAUCUCUGUUUUUGUUCUUGAAAAACACUUUUCUGGUUUUGUGAACAAAGACAAGUUUUGGUAUUUGAUUUCAUCCUAAGUUAAAGUACUAAGAAAAGCUUUAAGUAAGACCUAACAAAUAUGCUUCGCGUAUAUAUACUUGCAUGAAUGAAUGCUUCUUACCAGUGUUGAUUUUUUUUUAAAAAUCGUAGGCUAGAGAUAGAACAACCACUGAACAAGGAGGUAGAGAUGAAAAAAGAAGCAGCAAAAGAAAGCAAACCUGAAAAAAUAGCAAAGAUGAAGCAAGUAGAGGAAGACAUAUCAAAACAUAGUGAUGGUGAGUGGACAGAAGAAGAAGGACAUGCAAGAAAGAAACAAAAACUUACAGGUCAAGACAAAGAAGGGCAUGAUUUUAAAAUUGAUCAUCAUAGGGAAGAUAGACUGAAGAAACAAAUGGAAAUCUGUACGAAGAAAAGCGAGAGCUCAGAGUUUUACAAAUCAUUCUUAAAACAGCUCAAGUCUCCUGACGUGUCAGGCCACUUUCGCCUCAUGUUAGGCUCUGAAACACAGCUGCAGAUGGUGAUUUACGGUUUGGGAAGCAUCGAGUCUGAUGAAGAUUCGAGGUUUCAGCUGAGCAUUGCAAUCUUGAUGAAGAGAGAGUUUGAUUGGGUUAAUAACAACAUUGAAGUGUUUGAUCCAGUCCUCUCCGCAACAGAAUCUAGUGUCAUAACAUCUUUUGGUUGCACGGUUCUGUCUGUAAACGAGGAAGCUCGCAGGGAAGCUUUAAAACCUACUCUUUUCUUCAUGCCACACUGUCGUCCCAAUCUGUACGGAAACCUACUGGAGUCAAACUGGAGAAUGGAUCGAUUGUCCAAAAUUGCAUUGUUAGGGAACAGCUUUGAGAUGUAUAAAGACACAGUGUUCAAUAACCAAAAUCUGAUCCAGUCCAUCAAACGAAUUAAAGCUGCACAAAGAAUAACGACCGAGUUUGCUAUUAAUACUGGAUCAGAAGAUGUUUACGAUUGUGCAUUCCAUAUUUUAAGCUGGCACUUUUUUAGAACCGGUGUAGAUUGUGAGCUGCCAUCUUUACAAUGAGUUUCACUAAAUUAGUGUGA
Messenger RNA from Raphanus sativus (radish), 1172 nucleotides. RefSeq names its product protein SENSITIVITY TO RED LIGHT REDUCED 1-like. Gene Ontology annotation, cellular component: nucleus; cytoplasm. NCBI's taxonomy places the organism in Eukaryota, Viridiplantae, Streptophyta, Magnoliopsida, Brassicales, Brassicaceae. Bases 307 to 1152 code for a protein of 281 amino acids. Gene Ontology annotation, biological process: microtubule-based process. The record is from RefSeq and is a predicted model, not a curated record. The transcript has a single exon.